Molecule: messenger RNA, 1287 nt
Organism: Camponotus floridanus (Florida carpenter ant)
Lineage: Eukaryota; Metazoa; Arthropoda; Insecta; Hymenoptera; Formicidae
Gene: Rad51D
Product: DNA repair protein RAD51 homolog 4
Exons: 6
Coding region: 247-1209 (320 amino acids)
Biological process (GO): double-strand break repair via homologous recombination; DNA strand invasion; reciprocal meiotic recombination
Cellular component (GO): centrosome; replication fork; Rad51B-Rad51C-Rad51D-XRCC2 complex
Molecular function (GO): ATP binding; single-stranded DNA binding; ATP-dependent DNA damage sensor activity
Source: RefSeq, a predicted model, not a curated record
UCGCCGGAAGAGCCUCCGGAAUCAGCCCACGCAGUGCGCGCUUUUUGAAACGGCGCGCGAGAAAAAUCUGCACCGGAUUUGUGUCGAUGAGAGAUGCCUGCGUUCGAUAUCCAAUGGAAGAGUUCGUCUUCCGGGGACAAAAUAUCGAUAUAUUUCGCGGAUGUAAAGGCGCCCUAAUAUAUCUUGCCGAUAACCUUAAGCCCCAAACUGUAUUUAGCAUAUAUUUAGAACACAUGAGAUUGAAGGAUGAUUAAAUUGAAUGCGAGCAUUCACCCUAGUUUAUCGGAAGUAGUGACAGAGAAAUUACGUCGCAAAAAUGUAAAUACAAUUGUGGAUUUUGUCACUAUGGAUCCGAUUAAAUUGGCAACCUCCACCGGUCUUUCACAUAUGGAUAUUUUGCAAGUAAAAAGGCACAUAUUGAAAAAUCACAGUGGUAUAAAAAGAAAUGCGAUUGAGCUCCUUGCAAUAGAGCGCAGAUAUAUUCCAAUUAAUGUAAAGUGUUUGGAUGAAUUACUGAAAGGUGGCCUGUAUCCUGGACAAUUGUGCGAAUUAUGUGGUCCAUCAUCUUCUGGAAAGACUCAAUUAUGUUUGACAAUAGCUGCUAAUGUUGCUGUUCAAUCAGACAUUAUAGUGUGGUACUUUGACACGAAAAGAGAUUUCUCUAGAUUUCGAUAUGAAGAGAUCUUGAAGGCAAAAAAUUUCAGGCAGGAAGUUAUAAAAGAUACACUGCAACGUACAAAGGUCUGUCAUAUACGUUCGCCCCGUGACUUAAUACGAGUUUUACGUGAAUUAGUAACUUUUUAUAAAACAGAGCAGAACAGUGUGUCGUUUGGAGGAAGAAGAUUCCCUCUCGUGAUUAUCGAUUCUUUACCAGCAGUUAUCUUUAAGGUAACGCGAGAAGCACAUCAGUGUGAUCUUGAAACGACUUACGAGCUCGACGAUUUGGCCGAGGCGUGCCGAUUCCUCACGAGAGAAUGCGAAGCAAUCGUGAUCACAGUAAACUCAGUUACUCGAUGGAAUUCGUCCGAUCAAAUAGAUCCUGCCGCCAUAACACCGGCAUUAGGAAGAUAUUGGGCGAGGGUGCCAGUCACGAGAUUAUUGAUAAUAAGACAGCAUGGCGAAACUCGAAGGAUUACUGUUUGGAAAGAUCUAAGAUCAGAUGAAAAAUCAUUCUGCAUCGUGACAGUAAGCGAUGUCGGGGUCAUAUAAUAAACUGUCUAUAAGAUUAAUCAAUCAUUAAUUCAAAUAAGCAAAUCAAAUAUUCGAAUUACGUGUUAUAAAACUUUA